AUGCCUGUAGGCAAGUACCUGGUGCCCCAACUGACCUUAUGGAGCUGUGGCCGCCGGCGCUGUGGGCCAGAGCUCCCCUGGAACACUUGCUGGGCUGUUGGUGGGAAAUGGAGUGUCCCACAGAGGCUGUUAAAUAUUUUGAGAAGGUGUGGAAGUACUGUAUCUUCAACUUUGGUAGAGAAGGCCAGAGUGUUUUUACAGUACGGCUUUGCUUACCAGCAAGGGUGUAUCAGUGUUUUCAUUGAGCCACAACUGUGCCUAUGCUUGGAAUUGCUGGACUUUAUAAUUUCUGAUAAUCUGUGGGCGUGGAGUGAUAAGUAA
Messenger RNA from Pipistrellus nathusii (Nathusius's pipistrelle), 321 nucleotides. Lineage: Eukaryota; Metazoa; Chordata; Mammalia; Chiroptera; Vespertilionidae. The record is from the annotation of a GenBank genome assembly.